CCCCGCCCCGGAGCCCGCUCCCCAGGACGCCGCCGGGGCCAUGGCUGCGGGAUCCGAACUUUAAACACUUCUCGCCGGACCGGAGCGGAGGCGCAAACCCCGGAAAGGCUGGCUCCACCAUGGACUGUAGCUGCGUCUCCGACCUUCUCUUCGCCCCGCCCGCCCUGCCGGCUCUCUGGACCCCCGGGUUUGCCUUCCCAGAUUGGGCCUACAAGCCGGAGUCGUCCCCUGGCUCGAGGCAGAUCCAGCUGUGGCACUUUAUCCUGGAGCUGCUGCAGAAGGAGGAAUACCAGGGUGUCAUCGCCUGGCAGGGGGACUACGGGGAAUUCGUCAUCAAGGACCCUGACGAGGUGGCUCGGCUCUGGGGCAUCCGCAAGUGCAAGCCCCACAUGAAUUAUGACAAGCUGAGCCGGGCCCUGCGCUACUACUACAACAAGCGGAUUCUCCACAAGACCAAAGGGAAGAGGUUCACCUACAAGUUCAACUUCAGCAAAGUCGUGCUGGUCAACUACCCGCUGUUGGAUGUGGCAGCAGCCACCACGGGCUCCCCACUCUUGCUGACCCCUGGUCCCUUUGGGGGGACCCCUGGGCCAGAUGCUCCUCCCCUUACCCCUGAGACCUUGCAGACCCUGUUCUCUGCCCCUCGCCUGGGAGAGCCAGGGGCCCGGGCGCCCCUGUUCACCCCUGAGACAGACAAACUGCGUCUGGACAGCCCUUUCCCGUUUCUGGGCUCCGGUGCCACCGGCUAUUCCAAGCCCCCUGGCCUGCUGGGUCCUUAUGGCCGCGCCUUCCCAGAGUACCCCUGGAACUUUAAUCCGUACCUCACCGGCCCCUUCCCCAAGCUGCCCCCCUCUCUCUACCCCCCACACUUCUACCCCAACCCUCUGGCCGGUCCCCUGGGCCACCUGCCCUCAGCAGGGGCAGGGGGAGGCCCCACAGCUUCACCCCUGCUGGCUGCGACGGGGGAGGGCCUGGGCCCUGAGCGCCCCUCGGGCCUGGCAGCCGCCCCUCGCCUGGCACUGCCCGGAGCUGGGGGUCCAGAGGCUGCGCUGGGUGGGAAGGAGGACAGCGACUCGGAGCUGGAGAUCACUGAUGUCAGCGGCUGCAGCUCUGACAGCGAGGGCGACGAGGGCCUCCCUGUGCCGCCCAAGGCCAAGGCGAGCAAAGGGGGGAUCGGCAGCUGAACCACCGUGGGGUAAAGGAUUCUGCCAGGG
Messenger RNA from Leopardus geoffroyi (Geoffroy's cat), 1214 nucleotides. It is a transcript of the gene ERFL, whose product is annotated as ETS repressor factor like. Lineage: Eukaryota; Metazoa; Chordata; Mammalia; Carnivora; Felidae. The record is from RefSeq and is a predicted model, not a curated record. Gene Ontology annotation, cellular component: nucleus. Bases 120 to 1184 code for a protein of 354 amino acids. Gene Ontology annotation, molecular function: sequence-specific DNA binding; DNA-binding transcription factor activity, RNA polymerase II-specific. Gene Ontology annotation, biological process: cell differentiation; regulation of transcription by RNA polymerase II. The transcript is spliced from 6 exons.